Molecule: messenger RNA, 867 nt
Organism: Acanthosepion pharaonis
Lineage: Eukaryota; Metazoa; Mollusca; Cephalopoda; Sepiida; Sepiidae
Source: the annotation of a GenBank genome assembly
AUGCUUUCAUUCAUUCUUUCAUUUCGAAACAUUUUCCUUCAUUCCGUUAAUUUUACCCAUUUUCAUUCACACUUUCUUUCAUUCUUUCGUUUCGAAACAUUUUCUUUCAUUCCGUUGAUUUUAACUAUUUUCUUUCGUACGUUUAAAUCUAGACACUUUCAUUCAUCUUUUCAUUUCGAAACAUUUUCUUUCAUUCCCUUGAUUUUAACAAUUUUCAUUCCUCUCUUCUCCUCCUCCUCCUCUUUCUCCCACUCUUCAUUCUUCUUCUUCUUCUUCACCUCUCCCUCUUCUUAUUAUCCUCCUCUUUCGCGCUUUAUUCUUCUUCUCCUCCUUUUCCUUUUCAUUCUUCUUCUUUUUCUUCUUCUUCUUUCCUUCUCCUUUUUCAUUCUCUUCUAUCUUGUCCCUAUUCUCCUCUUUCUCUUCUUCUUCUUCUUCUUCUCCUCUUCUUUUUCUCUUUCUUCUCUUUAUUCUUCUUCUCUUUUUCUUUCUCUUCUUCUUCUUCCUCUCUUCUACGUCUUCUUCUCCUCCCCCUCUUCUUCUUUUUCUCUUUCUUCUCUUCCUUCUUCUUCUUCUUUCCUUCUCCUCUUCUUCUUUUUCAUUCUCUUCUAUCUUGUUCUUAUUCUCCUCUUUCUCUCCCUCUUCUUCUUCUCCUCCUCCUCCUCCUUCUCUUAUUUGUCUCUUUCUUCUCUUCAUUCUUCUUCUCUUUUUCUUUAUCUUCUUCUUCUUCUUCCUCUUCUUCUUCUUCUUCUCCUCUUUCUCCCUCUCAUCUACUUCUUCUUCUUCUCCUCCUCUUCUUUUUCUUCUCUUCAUUCUUCUUCUUCUUCUUCUUCUUCUUCUUCUUCUUCUUCUUCUUCAGGACGUGGGUGA